This is a messenger RNA of Daphnia pulex (common water flea), 3127 nucleotides long. Its product is annotated as transcriptional coactivator YAP1-A-like. NCBI's taxonomy places the organism in Eukaryota, Metazoa, Arthropoda, Branchiopoda, Diplostraca, Daphniidae. The record is from RefSeq and is a predicted model, not a curated record. The transcript is spliced from 7 exons. The coding region runs from base 181 to 1854 and encodes 557 amino acids. Gene Ontology annotation, molecular function: protein binding; transcription coactivator activity. Gene Ontology annotation, cellular component: nucleus; cytoplasm. Gene Ontology annotation, biological process: positive regulation of transcription by RNA polymerase II; hippo signaling.
GAUGAGGUGCAUCAGUUACUCGCCAGACUGUCUUUUGUGUGGAAGGGUGUGUCGGCUGAUUAUUGAGUUAACCUUUUUCAUUUUUUAUGAUCUUAGUUGUUGUCUUUCUUUGUUUAGCAUAUUGUAAUUCCCUUACCUAUCCUAUCUGCUCGACUGCUUGAAAGUUCUGGUAUCAUUAAAAUGUCAAAAAAUCCCGAAGUGGUCGAGCACAAAGAACGGAAUCAAAUCGUACACAUUCGUGGCGAUUCUGAUUCCGAAUUACAAGCCUUGUUUGACAGCGUACUGAAGCCUGAUGCCCACAGACCAUUGCAGCUGCCAUUUCGGUUGCGAAAUCUGCCAGAUUCUUUCUUCAAACCACCUCCAACUGGAUCAAAGUCUCCUUCUGUGGCAUCUAAUUCACACAGCAGAGAAAACAGCACAGAUUCUGGGCAUUUUGCUUUGAACCCUUCACCAUCAGCCAAUAUUCACCAUUCGAGAGCACACAGCUCUCCAGCCUCACUCCAACAGACUUUGGCAGCUGGUCAACAACGACCAGUACAUCAGCACUUAAAGCAACAGAGUUGUGACUUAACUCUCGAUCACUUCCCACUUCCUGAAGGAUGGGAACAAGCCAAGACACCUCAAGGACAAGUCUACUUUUUAAAUCACCUGACUCAAACAACAACAUGGGAGGAUCCACGGAAAAAAUUACUGCAGCAACAGAUUCAGCCGUUGUCACCGGCUCCUCCACCAAACAUGGUAGCUCCACCUUUACUCAGUGCCGUUACGGCGCCAGUUGCCGGAAGUAAUGCAGCGGCUGUCUUGGCGGCAUCUCAGCAAGCUUUAACCCAAGCUUUGGGUCCUCUACCGGAUGGAUGGGAACAAGCAGUUACUCCGGAAGGAGAACUCUAUUUCAUUGAUCAUCACACGAGAAAGACUUCGUGGUUUGAUCCUCGCCUUCGUAAUAGCAACUUCUUUUAUUAUUUUGUAUUUAUUUGUUUUUCCCCACUUGCUCGCCACGCUAAUGUCUCGUUUCUGUUUGUUCCAUCAUCAGCUAUUCACAUGCAGAAGCCACCCAUGGUACACGCCGCUGGAACACAGAGCGCUGCCGCCUUACAGCAACAACAACAGAUUACUCAGCAGCCAGCUGCUUCAGGAACUUCACAGCAAACUUUGACGCCUGCCCAGGCUGCCCAGCAACAAUUGCGAUUGCAAAGACUUCAGCAGGAGCAGGAUCGUUUAAGACAGAGACAACAGGAAAUUAUAGCCAUGAUGGAACGAGAAACUCGCGUCCGUCAGCAAGAAAACAGCACCGGUUCCCAACAGCAACCGGAGUUCGCCAUGAGACGGAAUCCUCUUCAUACGCAAUCGAGUAGCAACAGUGCAGCGGCCAACGAGCUUAGCUCCAACACGGUGGAUCCUUUUCUUAGUGCAGCGUCGGCUGCUGCUACCGCCGCCGUUCCCCAUACUUGCGUCAAUGGAACAGGAAACGGAGCGGCCACAAAUAUCCCUCAGUCUUCGACAGCUCCACCUUCGUCAUUGGCUACCGACUUUCAUGCUCGUCAAGAGUCGGCCGACUCUGGUUUGGGUAUGGGUGGCAGUUAUAGCUUACCUCACACACCCGAGGAUUUCCUCGCCUCUAUGGAUGACACAAUGGACACUACGCUUGAUUGUCCUGCUUCUGUUGGCACUGUCGAUAUGAACGACAUGAACGACAUGAAUGGAGGAUUAGAGGCUGGCGAUCUACCUGCUCAUAUGGACACUACUGACGAUCUCGUACCUACUUUGGAUUUGGGAGAAGAGUUAUCGACGGACAUCCUGAAUGACGUUCUUUUGAAUUCAAACAAAGUCGACAACGUCCUUACUUGGCUCUGAAACAGCUCGUCUUGGUUGAAUCCCAAAUUUAUAAAUAUCUUCUAUGGAAUGCCAAUAUCGUCGAUGGUUUUCUUCAACACGUCUUGAAGUUUACGCAUCUAUUGGUUUGGCAUUGGGCGUGAUCAACUAACUUUUACAUUUUGGCCUUAACCUUUAGUAUGGGAUUCAUCUUAACGAAUAUUCAGAAAUUGGCAAUUAUUUUGAAUAUGUAGAGCUAACGACUAGCGGUAGAGUUAAUCAAAAACAAUUCGGUUCUGAAAGUGCAAACGUUUUAGAGGAAGAUUAGCUCACAAUGCGUAUUAUGCAUUGUCGUACUAGCUUAUCAUUUACGUAUUAAGAGUUAUUGUUGGGAAACGGAAGGAGGAGCUAACAAGAUUUUCGAUAUUUGUUUCGUUUGAUUCCGAAACCAUCACUUUUUAAAACAUAUAUGCAACUAUGACUGUAGGUUCUUGUUCUAGGGAAGAUGGUUCUAGGUGUAAAAAAAAAAAGAUGAGAUCCCGGUCCGGUCGCGCGCCCGUUCCAGUAUCGUCGUCUUGAGAGAAACUGACGUGCCUAUAAAACGUGUGAAGCAAUAAGAUGCCUGGGAAUUCCCUCGUGUGUCGGUCAAAAUUGUGUGUUCCUUUUCAAUGCCUUUGAAUUACCUGUAAAUGUGCUCGUCAAAUGAUUCUUUCUGCAUACCCUGUCCAAAUGUUUUUGACAAGCCACUCGCAAACCGAAUACGAAGCAGGAGAUAUAUCAUUUGAAAAUGUCUUGGUGACCCGUCCCCCUGUAUGGCCAUGAUUACUAGCCUUAAAACUGGAUUUUUCUUGCGCUUCUCGCUCGUUCUCCAUUAUUAUUAAAUUUUUUUUUCUGAUGCAGACAGUUAACUUUGCACCACCACUCUUGGCUUUCACGGACCUCGAGUAAUUUAAACGGUCCAAAUUGUGUGUAACACAUGCCUUGAAGAAAUGUCUUAAAUUUCAGUGCCUUCAUUUAUGAUUUGACGUUAUCUGGUAGCUCGGAUUUAUCGUUUUGUUUUAACAAGGUGAAGUUGAGGGGGUUACAGGAAACGUUAUUAACUAUGUAUAACUUCAUUGUAUUGGUGACGGGCGAACUUUUCGAUUUAUUUGAUACAUGCUAGUUUCCCCAAGGCCUUUUAAGUGUCAAUUAGAAUAGUGUCGUACUAGAAUUAUUACAAUUAGAAACUGUUAAAAUGUUGCUCCGAAUGGCCUUAUGCGAUUUAUUUCUCUCUUGUCUGUUGACUUUUGUCCAUGAAUACAUCUUUCUACAAGUG